Messenger RNA from Drosophila simulans, 1038 nucleotides. RefSeq names its product protein lifeguard 1. Gene Ontology annotation, cellular component: membrane. The transcript has 3 exons. NCBI's taxonomy places the organism in Eukaryota, Metazoa, Arthropoda, Insecta, Diptera, Drosophilidae. The record is from RefSeq and is a predicted model, not a curated record. Bases 83 to 973 code for a protein of 296 amino acids.
ACUACUUAUAUUUCUUAUUAGUUCCCUAGUUGGGCUCUGAAGAUUGCCAGUUGCCCUUGGAAAAAGUCUAGACGCAGCGGUCAUGGAUUCACCUAAGAAAGAAACAGGAUUCCUGGAUAAGGCUUCACUGUACGCGUGGUUUAAUUUUGUGCCAUUACCCGAAAACUCUGACCGUUACCCACCGAUUUCAUUGUCAGCCCCUCCUUCUACGGAAAACGAGUCCCAGGACACGAAUUCCGAUCCAAAAGAUGGAGAACACUUGGUCGAAAAUGGGAUUAUUACCCACGAUUUGAUUGUUAAAAGCAAUGUAUUCCAGGACCCCGCUAUACGCAUGGGAUUCGUCCGCAAGGUUUUUGGAAUCCUUUUGGUCCAAUUACUAUUCACGUUGGCUGUGAUAGCAAUAUUUUCUUACCACCAACCCACCAAGGACUUUAUGCAGGAGAACUUCCUCCUAGUUCUUGUCGCCAUGAUCGUUAACAUAAUCGUUCUGAGCACGAUCGUUUGUGUGGAGAACGUGCGACGAAGGCAUCCUGUCAACCUGAUUUGCCUGGCUCUGUAUACCUUCACCAUGUCGGUGCUCCUGGGGACCGCAUCGAGCCUAAUGGAUUCCAACGUGGUAAUCUCGGCCGUGGCCAUUACCACACUCCUUGUCAUCGCUCUUUCCAUCUACGCCGUGCAAACCAAAUACGAUUACACAGCUGCUGGAGGGGUCAUAUUGACCUUUGUGCUAAUCCUCCUCGUCUUAUCAGUGUGUGGUCUUUGGAUGCCCGAUUUCGUAGACAGCUUGCCAAUAACUUGCCUAUGCACCUUUAUUGGCUGCUUUUUCCUAAUCGCCGAUAUGCAGUCGAUAGUGGGCGGCAAUCGUUCGGAACAGUUGGAUCCCGAGGAAUACGUAUUCGCGGCUCUCACUCUGUACGUCGAUGUGGUUCGCCUAUUCAUUUACAUCCUUCGAAUUUUAGAAAAAUUCUAUUAGUAUAGCUAAUCCUAGCCACAGCCCUUGAAAACAACGUGUUGCGUUCUUCUUUCUAAGCUUUGCAG